GCCGGGAGCCCCGGGAUUGUUCCCGGCGCAGGGAUGGGGAGCUGCGGCUUUCGCAGGCGGGACCAGCACCGAAGGCUCGGCUUCCUCCUGCUGCUCCUCCUCGGCUUCCUGCUGCUCCGCAGGUUGAACUGGAGCAGUCUGAUUCCGUUGCGGUUCUGGAACCGGCACCUGGGACUACAGGCCGAAGGCUCGGAUUUCAGACUGGAGGGUGAGAAGAUCCAGAUCUUUGGAGGCUCCAUGCACUACUUCCGAGUCCCCAGGGAGUACUGGAGAGACCGCCUUGUGAAAAUGAAGGCCUGCGGCCUCAACACCCUCACCACGUAUGUCGCUUGGAAUCUCCAUGAACCAGCAAGAGGGAAGUUUGACUUCAGCGGGAACCUGGAUCUGGAGGCCUUCAUCAGGAUGGCCGCGGAUGUUGGGCUGUGGGUCAUCCUGCGUCCGGGCCCUUACAUCUGCUCCGAGUGGGAUCUCGGGGGCCUGCCCAGCUGGUUGCUGCGGGAUAAGGACAUGCAGCUGAGAACCACCUAUAGGGGUUUCACAGAUGCUGUGGAUCUGUACUUUGACCAGCUGAUGGCCAGAGUGGCCCCACUUCAGUACAAGCGAGGAGGUCCCAUCAUUGCUGUGCAAGUGGAAAAUGAAUAUGGAUCCUAUGGCAAGGACCCGCAGUACAUGACUUACAUCAAGACGGCUCUGCUGGACAGGGGGAUUGUGGAACUGCUCAUGACUUCUGACAACAAGGAUGGGCUGAGUGGGGGCUUUGUGGAAGGAGCUCUGGCUACCAUUAAUUUCCAGAAGUUGCAGAUGGCGAUCUUUAACUAUCUCCAUUCAAUCCAGGAGAAUAAGCCCGUAAUGGUGAUGGAGUACUGGACAGGAUGGUUUGACACAUGGGGUGGCCCCCAUAACAUCUACGAUGUGGAUGAGAUGGUAAAGACAGUGUCGACUGUCAUCAACACCGGGGCUUCCAUCAACCUCUAUAUGUUCCACGGUGGCACCACCUUCGGCUUCAUGAACGGGGCCCUGGAUUUUGACGAGUACAAGUCCGAUGUCACCAGCUAUGACUAUGAUGCAGUGUUGACUGAAGCAGGAGAUUACACAUCCAAAUACUUCAAACUCCGGCAGUUCUUCAGCAAGAUCAUAGAGGACCCUCUGCCCCUCCCGCCCACCCUGUCCCCCAAGGCCAUCUACGAAGCUGUGCAGCCAUCCCUCUACGUGCAUCUCUGGGACGUCCUGCAGUACACCGAGGAGCCCCUCAAGUCAGAGAAGCCAGUCAACAUGGAGAACCUUCAGGUGAAUGGAGGCAAUGGGCAGUCCUAUGGCUACACGCUGUAUGAGACCGUCAUCUCCGGGGGAGGGCUGCUUUCUUCCCAGAACCACGUGCGGGACAGAGCCCAGGUGUUUGUGAACACAGUGCUUGUCGGGUACCUGGAUUAUAACCUUCUGGAGCUCCCCAUUCCUGAAGGGCAGGGCUACCGUAAGCUGAGGAUCCUGGUGGAAAAUCGUGGGCGAGUCAACUAUGGGCUCGUCCUUAAUCAACAGCGCAAAGGUUUAGUUGGCGACAUCUAUCUGAAUAGAUCUCCUUUGAGGAACUUCAAGAUUUCCUGCCUGGACAUGAAUGUGAGCUUCAUUGAAAGCCUCCGCUCUACCCAGUGGAACCCAACCCCAGACGAAGUCAUGGGCCCGGCUUUCUUCCGGGGGACCCUGCAGGCCGGCACGCUCCCACGGGACACCUUCCUGAAGCUGGAGGGUUGGGAGAAAGGGGUGGUGUUUAUCAACGGCCGGAACCUCGGUCGCUACUGGAACGCCGGCCCCCAGGAGACGCUGUACCUCCCAGGAACCUGGCUUCACCCAGGAGGCAAUGAGAUCAUCAUCUUCGAGGAGCACCGGGCAGGCCGGAUCAUUCAGUCCACUGACACACCUUUCCUUGGGAGGACCCAUUAUAUGGACUGAGAGGAAGCGGUGGCUCCCGGCUUCCUUUGCCGGGUGCAUCCCUCUCGGCCCCCAUGAGGCAUUUGAAGGAUUCUCCAGCAGCAGCCCCACCUCCCUGGGUUGCCCGGGGGUGGGCAGGGGAGGCCGUGGAGGGGAGCGGGCCUGGAGGAUGGGGCUUCCUCUGGGUUUCAGGGCCAGCUGCAGGGACGUGUCUGGCUCCGACCUUCCAACCUCCAUCCAAAACACCCCUCAAUCGAGGGUCACUGAGUGGUGGAGGGGAAUGGGAGGGAGAAUCCAGCCCCCGUCUCUUGAUCAGCUCCCUUUGGGGAGUUCACCUGACUCCCUUCUCCUAGUUUUUGAGAGGAGGAGGGAAAGAGUGGUGAAAUUGGGCUGUGCAUGGGUGAGAUGGCCUUUGCUCCGUGGUCUGGGUGUAAGUCCCUGGCUUCCUGCGUUGAAACCUAGUUUCACAAUUGACCUGUUGGGAUGUAAGUACGUUCCUGGUUUUAGCUUUUUCACUAAUUUAAUUUCAAAUCGUGGGGCUCUGCCCUGGUUCCUGGGAAAUUGCGAUCCUACCAGCUGCUUCUCGCUCCACAGGUGGGAAGGGGAAGCAAGUUCCACAUCAAUCAGUGGGAGCAGGGCUAACCCCAGGGGACCCUCCCUCCUCCCCAGGCUCCCCGAGUUGGCAGGAUAGUUGUAUAACUCCCUCCAUCUUCACUGGUAACAGAAGAGGAGGAGGAGGAAUGGUAGCAGGGGUGAGUCCAGCCUGUUUCUAAGACCUCCCCCCACCCCUUUUUAUAAUUUAGAGAGAUCUAUUUUUAAUCCCAGUUUUACUGACAUAUACUGUACUGAAGCGUUUGGAGGAGGGAGAAACCCAGCUGCUCCCCUCCACCUCCAGCCCCACUGUCCACCCUCUGAGCUAGGGGGUGGUGUGGGCCAGGCCUCAAAAGGCCAAGCCACUCAGGAAUCAAGGUGCUGGACCCGGGCCCCUUGAAGAGCGCAUCACUGCCGUGGCCACCCUCAAGCCUUCCUCUACAGCUCCUUCCUCAUGAACCUUCGGGCCACCCUGAUCCAAGCCGGAGGAGGAAGCAGGUUACUUACUUGGAUUUGCCUUGGAAUUCCACUUCUGUUUUCUGUGUUUGAGGGGUUCCGUGUUCUGGGACCCAAGCCCAGCAGUUAGCUGUGGCUGUGUUGUCUGAUUUGCAAUAAAGUCCAGUGAUUGGAA
Molecule: messenger RNA, 3148 nt
Organism: Tachyglossus aculeatus (Australian echidna)
Lineage: Eukaryota; Metazoa; Chordata; Mammalia; Monotremata; Tachyglossidae
Gene: GLB1L2
Product: galactosidase beta 1 like 2
Exons: 19
Coding region: 34-1947 (637 amino acids)
Biological process (GO): carbohydrate metabolic process
Cellular component (GO): vacuole
Molecular function (GO): beta-galactosidase activity
Source: RefSeq, a predicted model, not a curated record